CGAAUUGCAGUGGCGAGGAAAAAUGGUUUCUUCUUCUUCUUCUUCUUCAUCAUUGCAUUCAUGGCAUCUUGCUCAUGCUCUCUUCUUCCAUCCCCAUCGCCACAACAACAAGCUGUUUUGGCCAAAACCAUCAUCAUCCAAACAAGUCUCUGCAUUUCUUCCCAAUCUCAGUACUACCCACAUUCGCUAUUUCGCUUGCGUUCGCGUUCUUCUCAAACGCUUCGCCUCUUCAUCUCUCCACGUAAAUCCAAAACCAAGCUCCAAGCACACCAAAGGGAUUUUGGACCGGAUUGGCCUAUUCUUCGCAGAUGGGAAGUGCCUUGGCAAUGGCAAACAUUUUCACUAACAUCUAUUGCUUGCGCAUUAAGUUUGGUGUUGACAGUUUGGCUUGAGGUAAAUGCUCUACAAUCUCUAGAGGUUGAAGGUGAUGAACUCAGUUCAGAUGAGGAGGCAGUGAUUUUUCUUGUCAAUCAUAGCUUCGCAACUGCCAUUGUACUUCAAGUUCUUUAUGGUAUUACCAACAUGUACCAGCCACUCCCACAAGACUUCUUCAAAUAUGACUGGAGGGAGCCUUUCAAUCUUCAGAAGGGGUGGCUUUUGUGGGGAGGAGUAGGACUUGCUGGUGCCCUGAUUGUCAUUGCAUUGCCAGGUGCUGCCAUGUCCUUCUUCAGUGAGGAAAGUCAGGAAACCUCAACCAGAAAGACGGACACCCUUGUUCGUUUGCUUCCGGUUGGAUCUUCAUAUGUCAGAACUGCUUGCGUGAUGGCCAGCACGGGUCUUCUUGCUCCACUUCUUGAGGAGACUGUAUUUCGAGGCUUUGUUAUGGCUUCCUUGACUAAGUGGGUUCCUACGCCAGUUGCUGUCCUCAUUAGUGCUGCGGUGUUUUCUCUUUGCCACUUCACUCCUGGAGUAUUUCCAUGGCUGUUUGUUUUAGGGACUUUUUUGGGGAUUUCAUAUGCUCAAACUCGCAACCUCCUCACUCCAAUCACUAUUCAUGCUUUCUGGAACAUAGGACUUUUGAUUCUGACUUUGCUCCAGUGGUAAAAUGCUUCUCCUGCUGUCUGCUUGUAGAUAGCUUCAGUGACACAUAUCAAAGAAUUGUUGCAGAAAUUGACGGGAACAUAUUCCCUCCUCUGGUCAAAUCCUAGUCAUGUACAGAUCCAUUUCAUUAAAUAACUGCUUACUUUCCCUUUUGUAAAUAUAGUCAGAAUAUUAGAUCGCUGUUAAAGACGGUAAUGAAUUAGAAACUGAUUAUUUGAUCAUGGCAAGUGAAAUAUGCCAUGAACUUUGACAUCUCAAGCAGAACCUGAUCUAGUACAAGUUACAAUGCUAAUGCAAAACUAGGGCAUGGGAGCAUCUGGAUUUUUUGUAAGGUGUACGAACACCACAACACUUGUAACUUGGCCUUAAAGCCAGCUGCUUCAUGUUGUAUGAUCAUAAUUGACUGGUCGUGUGACCUUAAA
Molecule: messenger RNA, 1463 nt
Organism: Lotus japonicus
Lineage: Eukaryota; Viridiplantae; Streptophyta; Magnoliopsida; Fabales; Fabaceae
Exons: 10
Coding region: 61-1044 (327 amino acids)
Biological process (GO): CAAX-box protein processing
Cellular component (GO): membrane
Molecular function (GO): metalloendopeptidase activity
Source: RefSeq, a predicted model, not a curated record